AUGCCGCUGACCCGGAGCCGGCCCCUCACCCCGCCCGGUCGUUGGGACGUGCGCUCUGUGCCCCGUUCCCAUGAGAGCGGGAGCCGCUCGCAGGGCCGCAGCGUGAGGACACCAGUCACGUUGGGCGAGAACCCACCCAAUGCCCUCAUCCUAACCUGCUGCACCUGCACAGACCCCAUCUCCAGACGAGGCCCCUUUCAUGGGCCCCGGGUGCCCGGAGGGCUGUCUCCACACCUGCAGGAGUUGCCGCCACAGCAAGAUGGCAGGACCCUGUCGCGCGACGCGGACGCCGGCCAGGCGGGAAGCCGGACCUUCCGCACCUGCGGCGCCCCGGGGCUCGGCGGGCCCGGCGCGGGCACCUGCGGCUGCGCCCUGCGCGUCCCCGGGCCAUGGCGCACGUGGAGGCGGCGGCUCCGAGGGCCCCCCGGGGCCUCCUGUGAGCAGGGGACCGGAGCGGGGACCCGGCGCGGGGCCGCGGGCACGAUGCCCGUCUUUCCGGAGGCGAGGGCGGCGGGGUGCGCGGUGGCCCUGGCCCUGGUGCUGCUGCUUCCCGCAGGGCCAGCGAGCGCCCUGCUCCGCCUGCAGCUCGGCCUGCCCCACGUGUGUGCCGAACAGGAGCUGACCUUGGUGGGCCGCCGCCAGCCCUGUGUGCAGGCUUUCAGCCGAACCGUGCCCGUGUGGAAGCCGGGCUGUGGGCGGCAGGCAUGGUGCGUCGGCCACGAGCGGAGAACCAUCUACUACACAGGCUACAGGCAGGUAUAUGCCAUGGAGGCCCAGACCGUGUUGAGGUGCUGCCCAGGGUGGAGCCAGCAGCCUGGAGACCAGGGCUGCCUCUCCCCCCAGUGCAGCACUGGCCUCUGUUUUAACGGCGGCCACUGCGUGCCUGGCUCAGCCCAGCUAUGCUACUGUCCCCGAGGCUUCCAGGGUCCCCGAUGUCAGUACGAUGUGGAUGAGUGCCAAAUGCACAAUGGCGGCUGUCAGCACAGAUGUGUGAACACACCAGGCUCCUAUCUCUGCGAGUGCAAGCCCGGAUUCCGGCUCCAUGCGGACGGCAGGACCUGCUUGGCCAUAAACUCCUGUGCCUUGGGGAAUGGGGGCUGCCAGCACGAGUGUGUCCAGCUCACAGUGACCCAGCACCGCUGCCAGUGCCGCCCCGAGUUCCAGCUCCAGGAGGACGGAAAGCGCUGUGUCCGGAGAAACCCGUGCGCGGACCGGAACGGCGGCUGCAUGCACACGUGCCAGGUGCGCCGCGGCCUUGCCCACUGUGAGUGCCACGCGGGCUUCCUCUUGGCGGCCGACCGCAGGUCCUGUGAAGAUGUGGACGAAUGCGCCACAGGCCAGGCCCAGUGUGCCCACGGCUGCCUCAAUACCCGGGGGUCCUUCACGUGCAUCUGCCAUGCUGGCUACGAGCUGGGCGCUGACAGCCGGCAGUGCUACCGCAUCGAGAUGGAGAUUGUGAACAGCUGUGAGGCGAACAAUGGGGGUUGCUCGCAUGGCUGCAGCCACACAAGUGCGGGGCCUCUCUGCACCUGCCCCCGGGGCUAUGAGCUUGACGAGGACCAGAAGACAUGCAUCGAUGUGGACGACUGUGCGGCCUCCCCGUGCUGCCAGCAGGCCUGCACCAACAGCCCCGGCGGGUAUGAGUGUGGCUGCUACGCUGGCUACCGGCUCAGCACCGACGGCUGCGGGNCUGCAGACGUGGACGAAUGCGCCUCUGGCCGCGGCGGCUGUGAGCACCGCUGCACCAACCUGGCGGGCUCCUUCCGGUGCUCGUGUGAGGCCGGCUUCCGGCUGGACCAGGACCGCAGGGGCUGUGCCCCGCUGGAGAUCCCCGAGGUGGACCUGAAUGGCCAGCUGCCCUUUGUGCGGCCCCUCCCACAUGUCGCGGUGCUCCAGGACGAACUGCCUCACCUCUUCCAAGACGACUAUGUCGGGGUCCAGGAGGAGGAGGCAGCGGCGGAGGCCCGGGGCGAGCACACGCUGAUGGAGAAGUUUGUCUGCCUGGAUGCCUCCUUUGGCCAGGACUGCAGCCUCACGUGUGACGACUGUCGGAAUGGGGCGACCUGCCUCCCAAGCCUGGAUGGCUGUGACUGCCCCGAGGGCUGGACCGGCCUCAUCUGCAACGAGGCUUGUCCUCCAGACACCUUCGGGAAGAACUGCAGCCUCUCCUGCGCCUGUCAGAAUGGCGGGACCUGUGACCCCGUGACGGGCGCCUGCCGCUGCCCUCCCGGCGUCGGUGGAGCCCGCUGUGAGGACGGCUGCCCCAAGGGCUUCUAUGGCAAGCAGUGUCACAAGAAGUGUCACUGUGCCAACCGUGGCCGGUGCCACCGCCUCUACGGGGCCUGCCUCUGUGACCCAGGGCUCUACGGCCGCUUCUGCCACCUGGCGUGUCCGCCGUGGGCCUUUGGGCCCAGCUGCUCAGAGGAGUGCCUGUGUGAGCGGCAGAACACGCUGACCUGUGACCGGAGGGAUGGUAGCUGUUCCUGCAAGGCCGGCUUCAGGGGCGAGCGGUGUCAGGAUGAGUGUAUGCCGGGCUUCUUUGGGCCCGGAUGCCGACAGGCGUGCACCUGCCCUCAGGGCGUGGCCUGUGACCCCGUAAGCGGCCAGUGUGGGGGGCUGUGUCCUGCCGGCUACCAGGGGAAGGACUGUGAUCAAGAGUGCCCAGGGGGGACAUUUGGUCCCGUGGGGGGGGCACCCUGUGACCGGGUCAUGGGGCAGGGCCUGUGCCCUCCAGGGAGAACUGGGGACGGCUGAGGGCAGGUGAAUUGUCCCGAGGGUCGCUGGGGGCUCGGCUGCCAGGAGAUCUGCCUGGAGUGUGAGCAUGGCGCUGCGUGUGAGCCUGGGACCGGAGCCUGCCUGUGCCCCCCCGGUUACGUGGGCAGCCGCUGCCAGGACCCAUGCCCUGCAGGCUGGUUUGGGCCCGGCUGCCAGACGAGGUGCUCCUGUGCCAACGAUGGGCACUGCCACCCGGAGACUGGACAUUGCAGCUGUGCCCCUGGAUGGACCGGCCUUGGCUGCCAGAGGGCCUGUGACGAUGGGCACUGGGGACCCGACUGCAGCCACCCCUGCACCUGCAGCCCAGGCCACGGAAGUUGCGACGCGGUCAGUGGCCUGUGUGUGUGUGAGGCCGGCUACACGGGCUUGCAGUGUGAACAGCGGUGUCCCCAGGGCCGCUUUGGGCCGGGCUGUGGACAGCAGUGCCAGUGUGAGCACGGGGCAGCCUGUGACCACGUCAGCGGGGCGUGCACCUGCCCGGCCGGCUGGAGGGGAGCCUUCUGUGAACGCGCCUGCCCGGUGGGCUUCUUCGGCCUGGAUUGCCACCGUGUCUGUGACUGCGCCCCCGGGGCCCCCUGUGACUCUGUGAGCGGCUCCUGCCUCUGCCCUGCCGGCCGCCAGGGCCCCUGCUGUGCGCAGGCCUGCCCCGCCCCCACUUACGGACACAACUGCAGCCAGACCUGCUCCUGCUUCAAUGGGGCCUCCUGUGACCCCGUCCAUGGACAGUGCCGCUGCAGCCCUGGCUGGAUGGGCCCCACCUGCCUGGAGCGUAAGCCCCACCCCACCCCAGGAGUCUGGGACCAGGGCUUGUGGCAGCCCUUCUGUCUGUGAGCAUGCCUCCUCUGCCAGCACGGGGGCACCUGUGACCCCGUGUCAGGCCACUGCACGUGCCCGCAGGGCUGGGCUGGCCCAGCCUGCGAGCAGGAGUGUCUCCCUGGGCGCUUCGGAGCCGGCUGCAAGCUCAGUUGCGGAUGUCUCAACGGUGGCCUCUGUGAGCGGCGUUCGGGCUGCUACCUCUGCCCAGCCGGCUGGACCGGGGACAAGUGUCAGAACCCCUGCCCCCUUGGCUGGUUUGGAGAGGCCUGUGGCCAGCGCUGCCUGUGCCCACCCGGCGCCGCCUGCCACCACGUCACCGGGGAGUGCCGCUGCCCACCAGGCUCCAUGGGGCCCGGCUGUGAGCAGGAAUGCCCCCCCGGGCGGUUUGGGCCUGGCUGUGAGCAGCGGUGUGAGUGUGUCCACGGGGACUCCUGUGACGCAGCCACCGGGGCCUGCCUCUGCCCUGCUGGGUUCCUGGGGGCCACCUGCAGCCUGCCCUGUCCACAGGGCCGCUUUGGCCCCAGCUGUGCCCACGUGUGCAGGUGUGGGCAGGGAGCAUCGUGUGACCCCGUGACUGGCACCUGCACCUGCCCCCCCGGGAGGACCGGCGCCCACUGUGAGCAUGGCUGCCCUCAGAACCGGUUUGGCGUGAGCUGUGAGCGCGUGUGCCCCUGCAGGAACGGGGGCCUGUGCCAUGCGGCCAACGGUAGCUGCUUCUGCGGCCUGGGCUGGACGGGGCCGCACUGUGAGCUGGCCUGCCCUCCUGGUCACUAUGGUGCCGCCUGCCGUCUGCAGUGCUCUUGCCAAAACAACGGCACGUGUGAGCCCACCACGGGCGCCUGCCACUGCGGCCCCGGCUUCUACGGCCAGGCCUGCCAGCACUCCUGUCCCCCCGGCUUCCACGGGGCUGCCUGCCGGGCAGCGUGUGAGUGUCAGCACGGGGCCCCCUGCCACCCCGUCAGCGGCCAGUGUGUCUGCCCCGCCGGCUUCUCCGGCCAGCUCUGUGAGAGGGGGUGUGAACCAGGCUCUUUUGGAGAGGGCUGCCGCCAGCGCUGUGACUGCAGGGCGGGGGCACCCUGCGACCCCGUCACCGGCCAGUGCCUGUGUCCCCCGGGGCGCACAGGGGCCACCUGUGACCUUGACUGCACAGCGGGCUUCUUUGGGCCGGGCUGUGCCCUGCGCUGCGGCUGUGGGGCUGGGGCUACCUGUGACCCCGUCAGUGGGCUGUGCCACUGUGUGAACGGCUCUCUGGGGCCCACCUGCCAGCAAGAGCAGAGCAGCCAGCCUAGCUGGGCAGCCAUCCAGAACCUGGACCUCAGAGAUGAGGCUGGGCAGAAGCUGGGGAGGAAGGGGGGCCGUCUGCCCUGUGGGCUGGAGCUGGAAGGGCAGGAGGGGACACGGGAAGUGUGCGCCCAGAGCUCCGGCAGCUUCGAGUUUCCGCCUGCCCUGGCGCUGACCCUCCUCCCCCCGUCCCUACAGCGGCCUCACAACCAGCUUCUCAUGAACCAGCACUUGGGCUCGGCAGCCGGGCAGAGAAACCCUAGCUCCGAGGCAGCUGCAAGCAGGCCCGUCUUCCAGGCACUUUGCUGA
Molecule: messenger RNA, 5181 nt
Organism: Odobenus rosmarus divergens (Pacific walrus)
Lineage: Eukaryota; Metazoa; Chordata; Mammalia; Carnivora; Odobenidae
Gene: MEGF6
Product: multiple EGF-like-domains 6
Molecular function (GO): calcium ion binding; protein binding
Source: RefSeq, a predicted model, not a curated record